Messenger RNA from Phaedon cochleariae (mustard beetle), 1791 nucleotides. The record is from the annotation of a GenBank genome assembly. Lineage: Eukaryota; Metazoa; Arthropoda; Insecta; Coleoptera; Chrysomelidae.
AUGAAGCUUCCGAAGGUUUUUAUACUAUUCAUCAUUUUCCCUGUUCUUACCAAGGGUCAAGAUACUAUAGAAGAUUUGAUUUCUGAAGUGAUAACCAGAUUAGUCGACGAUGGUAUUGUAUGUGCCCUCUACAGCUUCUCUAGUAUCGAUAACUUGAUCAGCAAAACAUUAUCAACGACCAAAUUUUCACUGGUUUCACUCUCCUUGAACCACUGGAUACAAACAGAAACUAAUGCAACUUGUUCCGCCUAUGUAGUUCCGUUAGAAAAUGUAAACUUUUUGAAAACGCUGCGCCCUUUCAGGAGAGUAGUCGUAAGCUUCGUUCCUUGGAAAAAAGUUGUGUUCCUCUACUGCUCCUCAACUCAGUAUCUCGAUUUUUUCAAAACUGCCAUCGACUACUAUCCUCUCGAAGUUUUCCUCAUAGAACUGAUGUCCUACUGUGGCAAUUGCACUAGUUUGAACCCUUGCAUUGGAAAAGAUGUAACAGUCAAAUACUUCAACCAAAAUCGAACUCUACUAGAAACAAACAAUGCUGGCAAAGCUCUCUCCGAAAACUGGACGGACUUGCUCCCAAAAAAGUGGCAACCGAACUUUAGAAAAGAUCGCUUCUUCAGAAUAGGCGUCCAGCAUUGCCCACCAUACAUCUACCUAGAAAACGCUACGGUGGCAGACGGAAUCGAAGCUAGAAUCAUUGAAGAAGUAACCAAGAAUUGGCCAGUCAAGUACAUCCUCGAAGGUCCCGAAAUCAUCAACGACUGGUGGGACGAAACCGCAAAACUAGUAGAAAGAUACGAAAGAGAUAUCGGAGUAUGUAGCCACUGGCAGAACAACAUCAUAGAAAAAAAUGUUGACAUCUCCUACCCCCACACCAAAAUCUACGCCACCUUCAUAGUCAAGAAGCCUGAGCCAAAAUCAGAAAUCAUGCUAGUGAUCAGCAUGUUCCAGGAACAGGUUUAUCUAGCCACUUCACUAACGAUGGCCACAUUAGCGAUCUUAUUAACGCUGGUUAAAAGAGUCUACAACGUUCUGACUUCUACCAAAGAUAGCACUAGCACCGUGGAGCUAGUCAUGGACUUAUACAGGCUCUUCACUGGUGGCUGUAUAAAAAUGACCAGGUUCUAUAGAUUUAGCUCCGCGAGGUUCUUGGUACUGUCCUGGACCAUAUUCUGCCUGUUGUACGCUACUUUCGGCUCUGCUGGCAUCACCAGCGUGCUUACCAAACCGCAUUUCGACCAAGUCAUCGACACCAUAGAAGACAUGGCAAACCAAGAUAUCCACUGGACCUUAUAUAGCGAUAUGUUCCAGAAACAAUUCGCGUCUCUGGACAGCCCUGUCUACAAGAAGAUGGCGAAGCUGUUCAGGCGUGGCAAGACGAUGAAGGAAACACGAACGAUAGCGAUGUUUGCCAAAACUAUCCAGAAGCUAGUGGUCUACGACAUGGACAGCUAUUUGCCCAGAGAGGAAUGGAGGUACUAUAGGCUGCUAAAGGAGAGCUUCGCUAGCUAUAGCGGUUGUUUUAUUUUUGCGAAGCGGUCGCCUUUCACCAAACCUUUCAGUAGGGCAACUCAACGAUUUUUUGAGAGUGGUAUAAUUGACCACCUCACGAAGAAGUUUUUUUUGGAGGAGAGGCAAUACCAGGAAGGAUUCAAGUCGUAUUACGAAGUUGACCAAGGACAUUUGAUUAUCGAUCUGAGAAAAUUACUAGGAGGUUUCUUGAUCCUGAUCAGCGGACUGAGUUUGAGUCUUCUUGUUUUUAUCUAUGAACUCUAUAGAGAGAACAAGAAAAACUAA